Dermacentor andersoni is the source of this 944-nucleotide messenger RNA. RefSeq names its product ribosomal protein L7A (gene RpL7A). Gene Ontology annotation, biological process: ribosome biogenesis. Gene Ontology annotation, cellular component: ribonucleoprotein complex. The record is from RefSeq and is a predicted model, not a curated record. Gene Ontology annotation, molecular function: RNA binding. NCBI's taxonomy places the organism in Eukaryota, Metazoa, Arthropoda, Arachnida, Ixodida, Ixodidae.
UUUUCCCUGACCGCGCGCUUCCUUUCACGUGCGCGGCGUCGUACGUAGCUGUUAUUGGAGUUUCUCGGCUCCUUGUUAGCCCGACUCGCUCAAGAUGGUGCAAAGGAAGAUUAAAGGGAAGAAGGGCAAGAAGAAGAUAGCAGCAGCCCCGCUGUCUGUGAAGAAACCUGAACAGAAGAAAGUGACAAACCCGCUUUUUGAAAAGCGUCCUAGAAAUUUCAGCAUUGGCCAGGAUAUCCAGCCAAAGCGUGAUCUGAGCCGUUUUGUGAAAUGGCCGAAGUACGUACGCAUUCAACGCCAGAGGGCCAUCCUGUACCAGCGUAUCAAGGUUCCACCUCCCAUCAACCAGUUCACCCAAUGCUUGGACAGGCAAACAGCUACCAACUUGUUUAAGCUUCUGGACAAAUACAAGCCAGAGUCAAAGGCGGCAAAAAAGCAGCGGCUGCUCCAGCGGGCUGAACAAAAGGCUAAAGGAAAAGAGGAUGUUCCCACUAAGCGUCUUCCUGUGGUUCGCCAGGGUACCAACACCGUAACCUCUCUGGUGGAGCAAAAGAAAGCCCAGCUUGUGGUUAUUGCCAAUGAUGUGGAUCCAAUUGAGCUGGUGCUGUUCCUCCCAGCUCUUUGCCGAAAAAUGGGUGUGCCCUACUGCAUUGUGAAGAACAAGUCUCGACUGGGGCGUGUCGUGCGGCGCAAGACUUGCACUUGCCUUGCCCUGGCACAGACCAAUCCGGAGGACCGAUCCAAUCUUUCCAAGCUUGUGGAAGCCAUCAAGACCAACUUCAAUGAGCGCUACGAGGAGAUCCGCAAGCACUGGGGAGGUGGUGUCAUGGGCAAUAAAUCUGCUGCUCGUGUUGCUAAGCUUGAGAGGGCACGAGCUAAAGAGCUGGCCCAGAAGGUGGCCUAACCAUCUUGCUGUGUCAAAUAAAGUUGGUCUGUCCUCAGUA